Homarus americanus (American lobster) is the source of this 5057-nucleotide messenger RNA. RefSeq lists its product as uncharacterized. Bases 20 to 4534 code for a protein of 1504 amino acids. NCBI's taxonomy places the organism in Eukaryota, Metazoa, Arthropoda, Malacostraca, Decapoda, Nephropidae. Gene Ontology annotation, biological process: ribosome biogenesis. Gene Ontology annotation, cellular component: nucleolus. The transcript is spliced from 14 exons. The record is from RefSeq and is a predicted model, not a curated record.
GUCAGUGACAACACCAAGCAUGGCAUCAGCGGGAGGGUUGAAAGCACGCUUGUACAGCUCUGAGCCGCUGCAGGAGCGACUCAGUCUCGGAGAGCGAGCAUUUUUGGCCCCACUCAAUGUCCUCGUUACACAAAAAGAGGAUGUUGUUAUUAUGUGGUUAUCUGAACUCCUGGCUAAUAAGGCAUUAACACUCAACACAGAAGACUUGGAAGCAGCAUGGAGGACGGUAGACACUCUUCUCAACACUCGGAGACUAAAGGCUCUCUGCAAUAACAGUUGGCUCUGUCCUAUCAGUUCUAACUUCAUUGAGGCCUUGGUGGACAUCAUCAACAGCAGUUCAGAAGACAGUGUGCGUGAGGCAGCUGUCAAAGUGUGUCAUACCAUGAUGUCCAAUCUAGUCUUGGCUCCCUUGAUCACUCACUCCCAUGAUCACUGCAUCUUCCUUAUCAAGGGCCUUGUAAAUUGGUUACUUGAGGGUCAUAAAAGUGAUUUUGAUGUGACCCUUACAAUGAAGAUGACACAAGAAAUUGGCACCCACCUCCAGAGUCAACCAAACAGAGUGCAGGCUCUGGUGUCUGUGGUGGAUCACCUUCUUAUACCUUGUGCUAGACUAAAUGCAGCCUUUCAGGACGAUAAGAGAGAGAUUGUGCAAAACUUAUUAAAGGAAGUUAAGCUGGUGGUAUCCAUGAAUUUGUUUAACCAUGAACUAUUUAGUGUUUACAAUGGAAGUCUGCACACUUUGUUUUUUGAAGAGACAAAGGCAACAUUGUCGACUGAUGUAGAAAAGUUGCUUCUGUCCAUACGUUCAGCUGUUGAGGAUGAAGAAGUGCAAGUCAGUCAGUUCUUAUUAGCUGAAUUCCUUACUGAAUUUUCUAUUAGAAUGAAAAAUAAACAUAUACUUCAUUACGAAAUGCUAAUUGUUCUUUGCCAUAUGUUAGAUGUGUCUUUCCCAGAUUUUAAGAUGCCUUCCAUUGAGAAAAAUAGCCUUGCUGCUCAAAACUUGAAGCCAACAAAACUUGACAAGGGAAAGCAAGAAGCUCUCCUGUUUUCCAUCCUACGUGCUGUAGAAUCAUGUUCUUGGGACUUUGCAACAAAGGUGAAACACGUGAGCUUAAGCAUAUGGUUAGAUAGCUUAGGUGAUAUGCUAGCAAAGAGUAUGCCUGCAACAGUACAAGGAUACAAAUGUCUCCACAUCUUGUUGAUAAUGCUUCCACAAGAAAUGAGUAAUCACAUAUUUAAGAAUUUGAUGAAUAUUUACCGUUACACGAAAGUCUCUGACAUGGCACCAGGCAUGGAUGCUCUGUACUCGGCAUAUGAUGAUCUACUGUGUGAAACUCUGGAGGUUUGUGUCAAGCUCAGGAACUUACCCAAAAUGCUUAGCAGAAUUUUGAUAGGCCUGAAGGAACACAAAUCCUCCUUGGAGAACCAGAAGAUAAUACCAGAGUCUCUUCUUGUGUAUGAGGGAAAACUGCUCCUUCCUCCCAGAUUUAUGCUGUCACUGGUGAGAGUAAUUGGCACUCUUGGUCACACACAAGUAUUGCCAGUUUGGAAGUCAUUGCUUUCAUUUUUCACUAAGGAAUGUGCAGCAAUUUCCAAGUCUCCAGUUAAACCUGGUGAUUUGCAGUUGGUGAGUGUGGUGGUGUGGUUGUUUUCGUGCAUCAUGAAGGCCAGCCCCACCAUACAAGCCGUCUCUGUGGUAGGAGUUGCACAAAAUUAUGCUGACAUCAUGACUCAGAUUGCAGUCUAUGGCAUCACACCUCUUGUUACUGCCAUGCUUACUCAACCUCAUAAUAAUAAUGUGUGUGGAAGUAUCCUAAUCCUGUGUCACACUUGGGGGGAACUUCACACCAACCUCCUCACUACAGACACAGGGUACUCUGAGGGGCCAGAUUUACCUAAAGUUCAUCCACCAAAACCGAGCACUGCAACCGAUUGCUCGUAUCUUCUUCCUUUUAUCUCACCGGAAGCUUGGGCUCAGAUAUCUGCCAGGGUCGCCAACUUUGGGGAUCAGCCGACACAACUGGCUCUAGUGCAGCUUGUUAUACAGAAAUUCAGCCAAGUAGCUCUUGAGCAUCACAGAAAUUAUUUAUGUUUGGAUGUAUCUUGUGACCAAGCAAACCAAACCCCAACCAGACAAACAAUAGAAGUCCAGACCAAGUACUUAAUGAAUGCCUUGGACAUAUGGGGUAGUAAUGUGUCUCAGUUGAUGACAGUCCAUCUUGUUUACCUUCUGCCUUUCAUCCAUAACAGUCAUCUGCCAGCUAUAGCAAGGCACUUGGUGUGUGGGAUUAGAGAAGGAAAGAAAGUCUGGCAGGAGUAUGUUGACAGCCAACAGUUUUGUGAGGCGAGCCGACUCCACCCUCACAUCUUCUCCAGUAUUUGCUCCACGUUGAUCACAUUGUCAGGAUCAUGUAAAAGAAAGAUUUCUGAAUCAGAAGACACACCAGCUACCAACAAGAAUUAUUACACUGAACUAUUAAAGAAGAUGAUCAAAAUUGGCCCUCUGCUUUCCGAGUUUGAUACUGGGCUAUUUGAAGAGAAUGCUCUAUGGGAAAUGCUCAAAAAGUGUGGUAAUACUUUGAAAAAACUGAUAAAGAAUUCAGAUGCAAGCAAUGGAAGUGUAGGAAAUACCACAGAUUUAUGUGCAAUGAUCAAUUUGUUGGGGAAAUUUCCAUUACCACAUCUUUACACAGGAUUCCAAACUGCUCUUCUCUUGGUGUUUUUUGCACUCGUGACCCGGAAAGAUCUUGAAAACACAGAGGAAAAUUUUUCAUCGCUAUUGCAUGUUAUAAAUAAAGUUCUGUGCUCAAAACGUUCAUUUAGAUUGUUCAGAAUUAUAGAUGCAAGUUGCUUCUUACAAUGGCUAGUUCAAAAGAGACUUUCUUUUCCAUUCUCUAGUGUGUCACAACAUAUGGCCAACUUGUCUCAAACAGUAUUGAAGAAAAAGAUCUGCCCUCGAGAUCAGUCCAGUGAUAAACCAGAAGAUUCAUUGACAGUUCAAGCACUGACAGGCCAACACUUUGAUCAGCUCUUAAGUGCACUCCUGUAUAAGUUGACGGCUGGUGGUAAAAAUGCCGAUGACAUAAAAGAUUUGACAAAUUACAUCACCACAUCCUUUGUAGUUGACACAGAUGCUGAGCUUCUCCUACAACCAGCUGUGUUACUUAUGGCAGCGUGUUACAGGAUGGAAAGCUUUUCUUGCAAGUGGGCAAUGCGUCACUUGUCCAGCUGGGUUCUUCGGCAUCUGAAGAAGAUGGAUCUUGCAACUAUUGCUCCUUCCACAGCUGCUGCCAUCCUGACUGCUCACACCAUUACUGUGUUAACAUAUUCAAAAGAUAAUUCCAAAACAGUAGAGAGUACUAACAAAGAGAACAAAGAAACUACAACAGAAGACACUGGUGAAGAACACAAAAAAGAUCAAGAAAGUUUAGAACUUGAGGAACAAACGCACAAAACUCCUCGGUGGCAAAAACUUUUAGGCCUCAGUUUUCAGUUGUCAGAACUCUGCCUCUCUAGUGGUCACCCUGAGUUGGAAGAGUAUGCUCUUACCUUUCUUGUCACAGUGUCACUACAUUCUAAUUCCUUACAAUCCCAUCUUCCAGCCCAUAUUCUGAGUACUGCUUGGACUGCCCUCUCACACCCUGGUCGCUUACCAAUAGGCAAUGACUCUUUACUACAUAACAAUAUAUCUUUAGAUUCUCUCUUGUCAUCUGCUCCCUCUGAUGAGUAUGAGAAACUGCUUCAAGAUCUGCUGAAACGUACACUGUCAGACAAUGCCGACUUAACCCACACACUUACUCUUUGGCAACUUGUCAUAGCUGCUAAAGUGUUCGAAGUCCAUGGAGCUCAAAAACGCAUGGCCUUAGAACACCUGAUUCCCAUUCUUGUGAAUCUAAUAACUGUCUACGAUAAUUCUGAGGAGUGUGUUAGUCCAUAUCUCAUCCCUAUUUUGGAAACACUGAGACAGUUAACCAUCUGUCCAUUACAAUUUGAGGCACAGUCAAGAGCAUUUGUUCUCACUCCAUGCACUACUAUUCAUCUACACACUUUACCAAUUGACCAGUUUAAUCAAGCCUUUACUGCUGCUACUGGUAUUGUCAACAGCAUUGUGGUGCAGCAUAUUGGUGUAGCAAUGGAGCGCGUAACUUCUGUUCUAGCAGCCAUUUCUCACCUGGCAACGUCACUCAUUGCUCAGGCCAGUCAAGAGCGUAAACUGGAGGAAGAUCAAAUAGAGAUUAUGGUUGGAUGCGGCACUAACCUGGAGCGUGUAGUGAGGGAACUGACUCCAUAUAGUUACAAGCUGAACAAGGUGGUACAUUUUACUGUUGCUACUAUAGUUGGAGCGCUCCAGCUGACAACUGUGUACCCGGCUGUUAAGACAAUACUGGAGAGCAUCGUGUACCACCUGCUGGACAUGUGUGACAGACACUGCUUAAACCACCUUAUGGUCGCACUCCCUCCAGCCACCACCACUAUCCUCAAGCACCUCUACACUAAUUACUCAACUUUCCAUCGUUUCAAUCCCAUUCAUUGAUACUGAAUGUUAGUGUCGGCCUCCUGAUGCAAUUAUGAAAUGAGUGAGAUAAAUUUGAUUUCCUCAUUGUAGCAAGAGAUUUUAUUAUCACCUUCAAAUAUUGUUUGCUGUUAACUUAAUGCUUAAGAGGACACUGGAUAUGGCACAAAGAGCCUAUACCCUAUAAUUGAAAAUAAUUUGAAAAGAAUAUUUAUGUGGCUGAAUAAAUGGUUGUUGAUGAACCAAAUUGUCAUGAAAUAUUCUUGACCAGUUUUAAACCACUCACCCACACAGCCUUUGUUAGAUGGAUUUAUUUUUUAACUGACGUGCAUGUACGAUAUUUAUGCACUGUGCUGUAUAUUUGUAUUUUUUUAUAAACAACAUAUACAUAUAAGAUGUUAAUUGUAAAUAAAACAAUGUGGGGUAGUUAUUGUUGUUAAAUGUAUUGACUCAUGUACAUUUUGUGGAUAAUGUCAACUUACAGUGUUGUAGAUAUGGCAACUUUUAAAUAUACAGUACUUGAUUCUGCUGUUGUUCUCUCUGA